UAUGGUAGCGGCGAGAGAAUGAAGGACCAACCAAACGUGGCGCCAUGAUCUUCUUCCUGUGAAGAACAAGUCACAUGCUUCCCAUCAGAUUCUGAAAGGAAAAAAAAAACCCCAUUUCAAAAAUUUCACUUCACACACCACCUUCUCCAUCGGUAACAGUAAAAAACAAUACAAAUCCAGGAAUCCUGUGCUCUCUCGUCUCCUCUACCAACAAAACCCCACAAAAUUUCCCAUCAUUUUGCACCAGAGGCACCAAAAUCAGAUAAGUUUCUUCAGUUUUCGCCAUUAUACAUCAUAAAUCUUUACUCCCCACAACCCCAUUUUAGGAGCUCAUCAAUCUUUCCUGCUGGUUCAAGCAAGCGGCUGCAGUACAUAUACAUAAUCGUUAGCUUUAAAUGCAAUCCAUGGCCCCACACCCACACACUUAAAACUCUUUUUUGCCUCUCUGCUUUCUCCUUCAAAUAUUAUAUUGUUUUUCAGCUUCUUUUGGCUUCAUUCCCUCGCCCAUUUCUUAGAUUCAGUCCUACCCUUGUUAAGAUUUGAGCAAUUCCUCUUCUGGGUUUCCCGAAAUUUCCCCCCAUUUCCCUAGAUUUUUUGUUUUUUCUUGUUUUCUUGUUUUCCCCUCUUCUGGGUUUGGAUUAUGAUCCAUCAGCUCCCUGUUAGCUGCCCUGAAACGAACAUAUCGGUGAUGAACAGGGGGUUUUAGGUGGGGGCGGUGAGUGAUUUGAGGGCCAUAAUGGUGGGAGCGGCAACUAAUGGAAGAGCCCGUUUGUCCUUCUCGGUCGUUAAUGGCGGACAAGAGCUCUGUCUGACCAGUACUCCGACCAGUUUUGCGGGCUCCGACUGCGGUGGCAUUGAGUUCACUAAAGAAGACGUUGAGGCUCUGUUGAAUGAGAAGCUUAAAAGGAAGGACAGGUUUAAUCUAAAGGUCAGUCCCUCCUUUUCAGCAGUUAAGGAAAAAUGUGAUAACAUGGUGGAAUACAUUAAAAGGCUUAAACUCUGCAUCAAAUGGUUCCAAGAGCUUGAGUAUGGCUAUUUGCUUGAGCAGAAGAAGUUACAAGAUGAGUUGGAAUCCUCGGAGGUCAAGUGCAGUGAAAUGGAGAUGAUUGUGAAGAAGAGAGAGGAGGAAUUGAAUUCCAUCAUUGUGGAACUCAGAAAGAACAAUGGUUUUUUUCAAGAGAAAUUCACAAAAGAAGAAUCAGAUAAAUUGGCUGCAGUGGAAUCUCUCGCAAAGGAGAAAGAAGCUCGAUUGAUUAUGGAGAGGUCACAGGCUUCACUCACUGAGGAGCUUGCAAGGGCUCAACGUGAACUCUCGAGUGCGAAUCAAAAGAUAUCGUCUCUUAAUGAAAUGUACAAGCGGUUGCAGGAUUACAUUACCAGUUUACAGCAAUAUAAUGGCAAACUUCAUACAGAGCUUUCGACUGCUGAGGAUGACCUCAAACGAGUAGAGAAAGAAAAAGCUGCUGUGGUGGAGGACCUCAGUAUGACCAAGGGCGAACUUGCUCUGUCUAGAGCUUCUCAAGACGAGGCGGUAAAGCAGAAGGAUGCUAUGGUGAACGAAGUCACGUGUUUAAGAAGAGAAAUACAACAAGUUAGAGACGAUCGAGAUCGUCAACUAUCUCUGGUGCAGACUUUGUCAGAUGAAGUAGAGAAGUGCAGGGACAAUGCAGAGAAGUACUGUGAGGAGCUGGAUGAAAUGAAGGCUAAAACAAAUGAAUUAGAGGCAACAUGCUCUUCACAAAGUAUUGAGCUAAAGACGUUGCAAAAUCAUCUAGCUGUGGCCGAAAACAAGAUACAGGUCUCUGAUCUGACUGCAAUGGAGACGUUGAGUGAAUUCGAAGAUCAAAAGAGGCUCGUACGUGAGUUGCUAGACCGACUCGCAGAUGUGGAAAAUAAGCUUAUGGAAGGAGAGAUGCUUAGGAAAAAAUUGCACAAUACCAUCUUGGAAUUAAAAGGGAACAUUCGUGUAUUUUGUAGAGUUCGGCCUCUGUUACCCGAUGAACGUUCCAGUGCCGAAGGAAAUUUUAUCUCCUAUCCCUCAUCAGUGGAAUCGCUUGGACGAGGAAUCGAUCUGGUGCAAAAUGGGCAACGACAUUCUUUCACGUACGACAAGGUUUUCACACCAGAAGCAUCACAAGAAGACGUCUUUGUAGAAAUUUCCCAGCUUGUCCAAAGUGCCCUUGAUGGCUAUAAGGUUUGCAUAUUUGCGUAUGGUCAAACUGGUUCUGGCAAGACGUAUACAAUGAUGGGCAGACCAGGGCUCCUAGAGGAGAAAGGUCUGAUACCUCGUUCGUUGGAACAAAUAUUUCAAACUAGACAAUCUCUUCAACCUCAGGGUUGGAAAUAUGAAAUGCAGGUAUCGAUGUUGGAAAUAUAUAAUGAAACGAUCCGUGAUUUACUAGCAACAAAUCGAUCAGCUCCAGAUGUGCAACGACCAGAGAAUGGUUCUCCUUUAAAGCCAUACUCAAUCAAACACGAUGCGAGUGGAAACACACAAGUUUCUGAUCUUACAGUCGUGGAUGUCCGUAGUGCCAGGGAGGUCUCGUUCCUAUUAGAGCAAGCUUCUCGGAGCAGAUCUGUUGGCAAAACCCAAAUGAAUGAGCAAUCAUCAAGAAGUCAUUUUGUGUUCACUCUAAAAAUAUCUGGUAUCAAUGAGAGCACUGAUCAACAAGUACAAGGCAUUUUGAAUUUAAUCGAUCUUGCUGGAAGCGAGCGUCUUUCUAAGAGCGGGUCUACGGGAGACCGACUAAAGGAAACCCAAGCCAUAAACAGAAGUUUAUCAUCUUUAAGUGAUGUUAUAUUUGCUUUGGCAAAGAAGGAAGAGCAUGUUCCCUUUAGAAACUCCAAACUUACCUAUCUUCUUCAGCCGUGCCUCGGUGGAGAUUCGAAGACGUUGAUGUUUGUAAAUAUCUCUCCCGACCCCUCCUCAGCCAAUGAGUCACUCUGCUCGCUUCGGUUUGCUGCCCGGGUCAAUGCUUGCGAGAUUGGUACUCCGCGACGUCUAACCAAUACACGACCUUGAGAUUUAUGCUCGAGCUGUCUUUAUAUCCGCGAAUCCACUAUUCAAUGAUGAAACAUCAGAAUGAUUCUGACUUAGGCUUAGUUGUAUAGCAAAAGAGAUCUGAUUGUAUUAAUGAAAGUAAGAUAUUUUUUUCCCA
Momordica charantia (bitter melon) is the source of this 3158-nucleotide messenger RNA. RefSeq names its product kinesin 3 (gene ATK3). Gene Ontology annotation, biological process: microtubule-based movement. The record is from RefSeq and is a predicted model, not a curated record. Lineage: Eukaryota; Viridiplantae; Streptophyta; Magnoliopsida; Cucurbitales; Cucurbitaceae. Gene Ontology annotation, molecular function: microtubule binding; ATP binding; microtubule motor activity.